CUGACCCACUUUAAAAAAAUCUACUCCGCAAUGUUUGCUUUCUAUUCCAAACCGCUCCACCACCGUUACUAGUUAUUUAUUACUGCCUUCAAAACCAACGAAAACAAACACUACUUUUCACUAUUUGUAACCCUUUUUUCCUUCCCACUUCAGAUGGGAAAAAUGGGACAAGAAUCAGAUUACAAGACCCAGUUAGUGUUGGAGGUUUGCUCCAUUUCCACUCGUUCAAUUGUGUGUGUUCAUAGACUUGUCUCAAACAAUUCUAAGCCACCAUUCAUAGAUUGGUAUUGCAUUCUUGGUGUGGAAGACAAUGCAGGGGUAAACACCAUUCGGAAGCAAUACCAUAAACUUGCCUUGCAACUUCAUCCAGACAAGAACAAACACCCCAAGUCUGAAAUUGCAUUCAAGCUUGUCUCUGAGGCAUAUGUAUGUCUAUCUGAUGCUGCAAAAAGGAAAGCUUUUGACUUCGAAAGACAUAAGAAAUUCUGCAUUGAGUGCAAUAGAAUUCCAUACACAACAAAAAAAGUCCCUCGCAAUUCCAAUGCUUCAGCUUCAAGUUUGAAGACAUGGAACAUUACUAGCGUGUCAAGAUCACACAAAGUUCGGAGAAAUAUCAGGGAGAUGAGAGAAAGACUGAAGGAGGAGGCCAGGGUGAUAGAGAAUUGUCUUCAUGCAAAUUCAAUUUCAAAGAAAGAAUCUCCCCUCUACAAUCCAGCAGAUUAUAGACAUGGGAACAGGUUACAUCCUAAAAUUGAGAGAGAAAUCCCUGUUUUCAAUCCAAUGAAAAACUUGUACCAAGGUUACCCUCAUGUGAGAGACCAUGUUUACAAGAAUUCUGAAGCAUGUUGGUUCUUGCAUACACAAAAUGUUGUGCACAAUGACAAGGGAGAAGCUAAGUGUGCCUCCCCGGUUUUUGAGGUCAGAUCAGAAAGGACUAUGCUCACAAGUAAAUUUGCUUAUGUCCCAUCAUAGUCUUUAAACAUUUAUACAUUCAAUUGGUGCAAUGUGAUUGGCUAAUUGCAUUUUCAUUGUGAAUCUGUAUUAGCUAUGGGGCUGCUUAGUACCUAAGAGCAUCAAUGCGCAUUGGCUGGC
Molecule: messenger RNA, 1092 nt
Organism: Cajanus cajan (pigeon pea)
Lineage: Eukaryota; Viridiplantae; Streptophyta; Magnoliopsida; Fabales; Fabaceae
Source: RefSeq, a predicted model, not a curated record